AUGUUCUUCAAUGUCGUGCUGAUCACAUUCAUCGUACGGAUUUCGCUUUGCUCCUCGCUCAACUCAUUGAUAAGCACCAACCAGCUCAAGGGCCUGAGCCACACCAGGUCAACGUCCAUCCCUGCAACGAAGAGAUCGUAUUCCACAACAAGGUUUCUAAGGUUCAGCGACGCAUCUAAGCACGAUGAUAUUGAUGAUAAUAGCGAAGAGAGAGCAGGGGUUUCUGGGAUAGCAUGGCUUGGUAAUCUGGCAUCCAAGUGGGCGCUGAAGAACACGAGGAAUCCGAUGCAAAUUUUCAAGCUUUUACGUACUGUGAAAACUGGCGGUAAGCUGGAGGGUGACAAGGAAUUUGUUUGGUGGCUUCUGUACGUGAAUCGAUACAGAGCUAAGUUACAAGACAAGGCCUCGUUCAGUGACGACAAGCUAUUUGAUUUGGUGCGGAAACUGAAUUCGGAAGAAGAACUGGUGUCUCUGUUUCAAUCGCUUCGACAUUAUCCGGACAUCAAGAAUAUCGCCGAUGAUAUGCAGGCGUACCUGAUCUUGAGCUCGGCGUCUAGUCACAGACUGAUGAAUGAGGCAUGGUUAAAAUUCCGAGAAACCCCCGAAGUAGUUUUCAAUAUCUUGCGGCUUGAGGAUGAACCUCUGUACGCUCUCGACGGUAAUCCCCUGUUUAUUCAGUGGCUCAGAUACAUUAAAGCAUACAGAGCUGUGAAUGGAGGCGACUCGUUCACAGACGUGCAUGUGUUCGACUUUUUACAUGAGUUUGCUUCCUUGCCGCGAUUUGGAAUAUUUCUUCAGUCGUUAAAGGACAUCCCAGAUUUGAAGAAACUCGCAAAAAGGUUUACAAACGCAGAUUGGCUAACCCCAUCGCAGCUCGAAAAAAUAUUUGGCUCACCGUAUCCAAUCAACUUCGCGGAACUCCCAAAGAGUGAUGCCAGGUACCGCAAUUUGGAAAGCUUCACGGCGUAUUUCGCUGAGUACUGGGGAGGAACAGCAUUAUCGUGA
Molecule: messenger RNA, 1005 nt
Organism: Phytophthora infestans T30-4
Lineage: Eukaryota; Oomycota; Peronosporomycetes; Peronosporales; Peronosporaceae
Product: secreted RxLR effector peptide protein, putative
Exons: 1
Coding region: 1-1005 (334 amino acids)
Source: RefSeq, a predicted model, not a curated record